Molecule: messenger RNA, 2613 nt
Organism: Protopterus annectens (West African lungfish)
Lineage: Eukaryota; Metazoa; Chordata; Ceratodontiformes; Protopteridae
Product: extracellular calcium-sensing receptor-like
Exons: 5
Coding region: 1-2613 (870 amino acids)
Biological process (GO): G protein-coupled receptor signaling pathway
Cellular component (GO): membrane
Molecular function (GO): G protein-coupled receptor activity
Source: RefSeq, a predicted model, not a curated record
AUGUCGUUCAUUCCGACAUCUAACAUUGAUUUCAGCCAAUCUAUUCUAGCUCUGAGAAUGUUUGCCAGAAAUAUUGGCUUGAAAUUAUUAUUCAGUGAGAAUAAUGAACAUAAUGAAAUAACUUUUAAAAGAAAAAGUGACUAUAUGCCACCAUUUAACUCAAAUGUUGAUAUAUUUGUGAAAGCUGUGGAAAAAGACAUGUAUGAUCUACAUCAAACAAAUGAAUAUGAGAUGGACAAUAACUUAACUAGCCUGCAAAUUGAAGCUCUGAAUAGUCUUAAAAACAAUAAUAACAUAGUGGUACGGCCUGCCGAUAAGGGUGGCUCGAUAGUUGUUUUAGAUUCUCUGUAUUACAAUACUAAGAUGUUAAACAUGCUGAGAGAUGAAGCGUAUGAGCAGACGACUGUAGACAUAGUAAUGUGUAUGAAAGAAAGUAUAAAUCAAAUCUUGAUAGAAUGUAAACUAGCUGGUCAUAUAACAGAUGAUGUAUUCAGAUUUAUGCAAGUAGAUCAUCCCAUUAGCUAUGGCUCUGUGCUACCUCUCUUGGGUGACAAACAACAAUUCCCUUCCUUUCUUCGCACUAUAAGCAAUUUCACUGUUCAGGUUGUUGGCAUCACCCAGCUGAUGAAACACUUUAGCUGGACAUGGAUUGGCAUUCUGGCCUCUGAUAAUGACAUAGGAAUAGAAGGCAGCCAGGGCUUACUGCAGGAACUUGCUAAGAGAGGAAACUGUGUAGCUUUUCUAGAAAUACUACCUGCAUACAGUUCAAAGAGCAGACUGCGGCAAAUUGUUGAAAAGAUCAAGGCCCCAUCAGUGAAGGUGAUUAUUGUCUAUUCGACGCAGUUGUACCUUAUACCAUUAAUGGAGGAAGUCACAAUGCAGAAUGUAAGUGACAAAGUCUGGAUUGCCCCAACACAUUGGGGAAACUCUUUAGUGUUUUAUAUCAAAGAGAACUGGAAGACAUUGAACGGAACUUUAGGUUUCACAAAGUACAAUCCAGAGAUUCCUGGGUUCCAAGAAUUUGUGCACAACAUUAUGCCUUCUCCAACAAAUAAUGAUAAUUUUCUGACUCUUUUCUGGGAAACAGUUUUCCACUGUAAGUUGUCUAACAAUAACACCGCAAUGUCUGCAGGUAAAGCCACUUCAUUUUGUACAGGGACUGAAAGUCUGAAGAAACUACAGACUUCAGUUUUUGAAUCCUACAGCUUCCAGGAAGCAAUCAGUGCAUACAAUGCAGCAUAUGCUAUAGCCCAUGGGCUGCACAGCUUGUUAUCCUGUGAUUCUAAGGAUGGGAUACCAGAGAAUGUAUCUUGUGCUGCUGUCACAAAUCUUCAUCCAUGGCAGCUUCUCACCUCUAUCAAGUCAGUCCAUUUCAUGAAUACAGCAGGCCAAGAAGUAUAUUUUAACAUUCAUGGUGACAUGCCAACACAAUAUGAUAUUCAAAACUUUCAAUUUUUCCCAAAUGGUACAAGUCGGACAGUAAAAGUGGGCAUGUUUAAGUCAUGGGCUCCCAAUGAUGAGCAGAUCCAAAUUGAUACAAAACUAAUUUUGUGGAAUGAUGGUGCUACAAAGGUCCCACGUGCUGUGUGCAGUGAAAGUUGUGGCCCAGGAUAUAGGAAAUCCACACACAAGGGACAGCCUAUAUGCUGCUUUGACUGUGUCCCAUGCUCUGAAGGGGAAAUAUCAAACCAUUCCAACAGCAAUGACUGCACAAAGUGUGCAGAUGAUCAAUGGCCAACCUAUGGACAAGAAAAGUGCAUUCCUAAAACAAUUGAAUUCCUCUCCUACAAGGAACCACUAGGAGUAUCUUUAGCUGCUAUCAGUAUAAGCUGUUCCAUCAUUACUGCUUCUAUCCUUUGCAUUUUUAUCAAACAUAAAAACACACCAAUUGUCAAAGCCAACAACCAGAAUCUAAGUUACCUCCUGCUGUAUGCUCUCAUUCUCUGCUUCCUCUGCUCUUUAAUUUUCAUUGGGUAUCCUAAAACAUUUACUUGCCUCAUCCGUCAAGCUGCUUUUGGUGUUAUUUUCUCAUUCAGUGUUUCCUGCAUAUUGGCUAAAACAAUUACAGUCAUCGUUGCUUUCAAUUCCACGAAACCUAACAGCCCCAUGAGGAAAUUGAUGGGAACUAAGACACCUGUCUCAGUGAUUAUAUUCUGCUCAUUGAUCCAAGUUUGCAUAUGUGUUGCAUGGCUUUCCAAUGACCCUCCCUUUCCUAAUGCCAACAUGGUGAUAAAGCCUGGAACAAUCAUUAUGGAGUGUCAAGAAGGGUCCUCAACUGCAUUUGGCUGCAUGCUGGGAUACAUGGGUUUUCUCGCCAUUCUUUCUUUUGCAAUUGCAUUUCUGGCAAGGAAGUUACCUGCUACCUUUAAUGAAGCAGAACUAAUAACUUUCAGUAUGAUUGUUUUUGUCAGUGUCUGGGCUUCUUUUAUCCCAGCUUACCUCAGCACUCAGGGAAAAUACAUGGUUGCUGUAGAAGUGUUUGCUAUCUUGACUUCUGGGUCUGGAUUGCUCUGCUCAAUAUUUGUUCCUAAGUGUUACAUUAUUUUGUUGAAGCCAGAAAAGAAUACCAAGAAACACUUAACUGGCAAGACAGACCAUAAUACUAUGAAAUGA